AAAUUUCACACACACAGACUUGGAAAUGUCUGGUUUCACGUGUAGAGACCUUAUGAAGAUGAAGAUCAAAUGGGAUUUUAUGCAACAAAGGGAAGAAACCAAGCAUGUUCAUCAAAGGAUCAUGCUGGUUUAAAUUAGAAUUCCCAUUCUUCUCUCCCUCUCUCUCUCUCUCUGUCCAUUCAUCAGUUUUCCAUAACAUAGCCUCUUAUUAUGGAGAUCGCCUUCCACCUCCAUGAAAGCCAUCGCCAUAGCUUUCUCCAAACUCUAAUGCAUUCUUUUGGCUGCACUUACAUUUGCCUCUGGUCUUAUUUACCUCAACCAUCCAAGUCUCUGAUCUCUCUCUCUCUCCCUCUUCUUUCCCUUUUGUAUUUUCUUCUGGGUUUUGGUCAUUUUGUGCUGAUGGGUUUUGGUUGUUUUAUGGACAUGACAUGCAGCUGCUUGAGGUUUUUGGAUGGCUUAUGCGUACAGGAGAUUGAAGUACAGACAUGUUCUUCAUCUGCUGGGAGUUUGGCUCAGCUGCUUUUUGAGGAAUAUAGGCAAUUAGAAUUCAGUGUUGAAGAUGGGCUUGUUCCAGGACUAGCACACAAGCACAAUGAUCCUUGUCUGAAGUUGGAGGAUUCCCAGCUUCAAACUUAUGCUUCUGCUGAUAUACAAAGACAAUUUUAUCUCGCAGCAAGGAUUCAGGCUUCGAUCUUUUUGGGGAGCAUCAAUGGAGAAAUUGAGCUCGGUUUCUCUAAUGUUUCUCAGGUUGACAUGCAGAUGAUAAUAAACUUGUUACCUGGUGAUGUUGUUGGUCCCAAGAUUCCAUUGGAGCUUCCUCAGCCAGCAACAAAACUAAAAUUGAUCCCGAGCCCGAGUCUGAGCCCGAUCCCGAACCCGAACCAGCUUUCAUCUUCUACUUCUUCCUUGAGAUCACAGUCAAUGGACAGCCCUGCAGAGUGCUCUUCUCUUCUGCUUAAUGCAAUUCAAACCACUCCCCAUAUUACAGAGCCCUUCACAGCUGACAUUCCCAUUCUGCCAAGCCAGCAUCAGCACUCCAUGGACUCCAUUUUUGCCCAAGCAAGAAACCUUCAGUUCCCCACGCCAGAGGCCUUAGAUGAAGCCAUGACAAGAACCAUUCUAGCUGUUCUGUCUUCGCCAGCCGGUUCAUCUUCCUCCUCUAUGCAUAAGACUUUAGAGGGGAUGAUUACUCCAAGCUACCAUUUGAAUGUAAAAGCCAGUGCAUUCAAGAAAUAUGCUAGAGUACAAACCCCGACUACGGCACGGUUGAAUCAAAACUUGAGCACCAGGCAAAGCUUGCUCAAGAGAUCAUUAGCUUUCAUGAGAAACUUGAAUCUCAUGAGGCUUCGGGAGCGCAUGCCAACGGCAAGUCGACCAACGACCUCACAACUACACCAUGUGAUAUCAGAGCGGCGGCGGAGGGAGAAGCUCAAUGACAGCUUUCAAGCAUUGAAAUCUCUACUCCCUCCAGGAACUAAGAAAGACAAAGGAUCAGUGCUAACAACUACAAGGGAGUAUAUGAGUUCUUUGAAAGCUCAAGUGGCUGAGCUUAGUCGAAGGAACCAACAAUUGGAAGCACAGCUUUUGCAAAGUGCAAAAGAAGAAGAAACAAGUGUUUUUUCCCAAGAAGAAAGAUUCAGAGUUGGAAUUUCACAAGUUUCAGAGUCGACAUCAGAAGGCCAAAUUAUAGAUUUGCAUAUAACAACUAGAGGAGAAUCUCCAUUGACAGACAUGGUCAUUGGAGUUCUUGAGUUCUUGAAGCCGCUUAACAAUGUGAGAGUUGUAUCCAUGGAAGGCAACACCCAGUUAACACCUUCAAGUUCAACUAACCACCUAACUUUGAGAUUAAUCAUUGAGGAGAAUGAAUGGGACGAGUCUGCCUUCCGGGAAGCAGUGGAAAGGGUUGUAUCUGACCUGGCUCGGUGAUAACAGAACCAAUCACUAUCUCGAAUUGGUCAACUGCUCAGUUGAUCUCCACCACUCGUUCCC
Molecule: messenger RNA, 1989 nt
Organism: Cucurbita moschata (crookneck pumpkin)
Lineage: Eukaryota; Viridiplantae; Streptophyta; Magnoliopsida; Cucurbitales; Cucurbitaceae
Product: putative transcription factor bHLH041
Exons: 7
Coding region: 211-1926 (571 amino acids)
Molecular function (GO): protein dimerization activity
Source: RefSeq, a predicted model, not a curated record